Molecule: messenger RNA, 7153 nt
Organism: Bombus terrestris (buff-tailed bumblebee)
Lineage: Eukaryota; Metazoa; Arthropoda; Insecta; Hymenoptera; Apidae
Gene: Sin3A
Product: paired amphipathic helix protein Sin3a
Exons: 18
Coding region: 376-5001 (1541 amino acids)
Biological process (GO): negative regulation of transcription by RNA polymerase II
Cellular component (GO): chromatin
Molecular function (GO): transcription corepressor activity
Source: RefSeq, a predicted model, not a curated record
UGGAAUAUUGCGUAACGUCGAGGGCCGGGAAGUGUUUGGAAACGUGCAACACUGACAAACCUCGCUUCGACGACUUCGCAGCACGGGCUGUACGCGUCCGUGCAGCUGGCUUUACCGGCUCUAUUUCGUCUCCUCUGUGUCCCAGCGAAAUUCCCCGACCGAGGCUCGAUAUCGUGGAUCGAAAUUCUGCCCAACGAAGAAACUCCACCGACGCUCGUCUCUCCUCGUGGAACUGCACAAACUUUCCUACCGAUAAAAACUUCGUUUCAAUCAACGACCACUUGCUUCACUGGAUAACUUCUCUCGAAAUUCAUUUUGGUGCAAGGACGUUCAACUUCUUUUCAAAUGGAAAUUGCAUUUCCAAUGUGAUCUGCGAUGAAACGUGUUCGCGGGCUGGACGAGGUAGCAUCACCAGCAGCAGCAACAUUAAAGCACUCGUCAGUGAGUGCAGGAAGUGGCGGAGGAGGUAGUUUGGAGUACCAUUCAAGCAGUGGAAUAGGCGUUGUUGUACCUGGCCAAGCAGUUCGAUCAGUUGCUUCGAAAGAAAUGCCGGGCAGCAUACAAUUUGGAACUGCCCAAGCUCAACAGCAAUAUACUGGAGCAAUUGUAGUGCCGACCGCGGCCCCGUCCCCCAUUAAGGGAAGUGGAUCUGCAGGACUCACUUCUACAUGUAGCAGUAGCAGUGUAAAUACUGGUGGAGGUUUACAUGGUGGAAUAGGUGGUGGGAGUAACCAUAGUAUGGGUUCCCAACAGCCUACACCAGGAACACAAAGUCAGGUUCAUACUCAACAGCAACCAACAAUAAGGCAUAAGGUUCAUUCCAGCAAUGUAACACCAUUAGCUUCUACCCCACCAGGCACAAGCCUAGGUGGUGGCAGUGGUUCCCAACAAUUUCAGAGAUUAAAAGUAGAAGAUGCGUUAUCUUAUUUAGAUCAAGUAAAGUACAAAUUCAGUGAUCAGCCUCAGGUGUAUAAUGAUUUCUUGGAUAUUAUGAAAGAAUUUAAGUCUCAAAGCAUAGAUACACCAGGAGUAAUAACAAGAGUGAGCCAUUUAUUUAAAGGGCACCCUGAACUUAUUGUUGGUUUUAAUACCUUUCUUCCACCUGGGUACAAAAUAGAGGUGCAAGCUAAUGAGCAAGGAUAUGCAUUUCAAGUGUCAGUUAGUAUGCCAAGUCCAACAGCAACACACACUUGCACUAGCUUGUCACAGCAUCAUUGCACUGUGAAUGUUGGUUCACCUCCUGUUGCAAGUCCACCAACACAACCAGCGAAAGCUCCUCCAGUAUUGCAGAUAAUGCAAGGGACCGGAAAUAUACACCACUCUCUGGCAAAUAAUAUUUCGAAUAAUAGUUUGACAGUACAUGCACCUUCACCACCACCGGUACAGGCAUACAAUAAUUCACAUGUUAGUGCAGCUCAAGCACAAGCUGUGAGUCAAGCGUUAAGUCAAGCACAAGAUGGUAUACCCACCAGUGGACAAACUCAACAAAGCCAACCAGUUGAGUUUAAUCAUGCGAUUAAUUACGUUAACAAAAUUAAGAAUCGAUUCCAAGGUCAACCCGACAAGUAUAAAAGAUUUUUAGAAAUUCUGCAUACUUAUCAGAAAGAGCAGCGAAAUUUAAAAGAAUCUGGACACAUGGGUGGUACCAGUGGAUCUGGUGCAUCUGGUGGAGCAAAACAUUUAACGGAAGCAGAAGUUUAUAGUCAAGUUGCCAAGUUAUUUGAAAAUCAAGAAGAUUUGUUGGCUGAGUUUGGGCAAUUUUUGCCGGAUGCUACUAAUCAACAGAGUUCGUUGAGUAACAAGACUGCUACAGUUAAUGAUCACACAACAAUUGUCAAGAAACCAUUGGGACCUAAAGCACCUUAUAAUAAUUCGGGAAAUAUUUCGAGAGAUCUUCGAGAAUCGAGCGGUACUAGUACAAUAGAACGUGAAAAUCGCGAUCAUAGAGAUCGUGACCGAGAGCGAGAUAGAUCUGGUAUACGAGAUAUUAAUAGCGUACAAAAAUUUGGCCAUAAUACGGGACAGUUGAAAAGAAGCCCGUCGUUUUCGCCUUCGGUAACAGCCGGAAACUCUCACCAUAUACAGCAUGGUCCACCUCUGAAAAAGCCUAAAGUAUCGUCUAUGCGUGAAUGUGUUACCAUAGCCGAAGCUGGAAAAUAUGGCAGUCUCAAUGAUUAUGCUUUCUUCGAUAAGGUUCGUAAAGCAUUGAGAUCGCAAGAAGUAUACGAAAAUUUCCUUAGAUGUUUGGUUUUGUUUAAUCAAGAGAUAGUUUCUAAAUCUGAGUUGGUGCAGUUAGUAACGCCAUUUCUUGGUCGUUUUCCUGAACUAUUGCGGUGGUUUAAAGAUUUCCUGGGCCACUUACCCGAGUCUUCUAGUACCAACACAACAAAUGCAAGUGGCAAUUUAAAUGUUGAAGCGCUACCAAAUAAUGUUGUACGAAGUCAUCAAGAGAGACCGCAAGGUGAUCUGGCGAUGGAAAUUGACUACACGGCAUGCAAGCGUCUAGGGGCAUCAUACUGUGCGUUACCAAAGUCUUACGUUCAACCAAAGUGUACAGGAAGAACGCAACUGUGUAAAGAAGUUCUUAACGAUACAUGGGUUUCAUUCCCGACUUGGUCAGAAGAUAGUACAUUCGUAACAUCCAGGAAAACUCAGUACGAGGAAUUCAUUUAUCGUUGCGAGGAUGAACGAUUUGAGUUGGAUGGCGUAAUAGAAACUAAUGCGUCGACGAUCAGAGUUCUCGAGGGUGUCCAUAAGAAAAUGAGUAGAAUGAGCCAAGAAGAACUUCAGAAAUUCAAGCUCGACGAUUGUCUCGGUGGUUGUUCGCCUACAAUUCAUCAGAGAGCCUUGAAGAGGAUAUACGGCGAUAAGGCGGCUGACAUUAUAGAUGGUCUUAAGAAAAAUCCUGUAGUAGCAGUACCAGUAGUUCUUCGUCGAUUAAAGAGUAAGGAAGAAGAGUGGCGGGAAGCGCAAAAAGGUUUCAAUAAACUCUGGAGAGAACAAAACGAAAAGUACUACUUGAAGUCUCUGGAUCAUCAAGGUAUCAAUUUCAAGCAGAACGAUGUUAAGGCCCUAAGGUCCAAGAGCCUAUUUAAUGAAAUUGAAACGUUAUACGAUGAGAGACACGAGCAGGUAGACGAUGGUAGCGGGGAUGGUCAAAAUAAUAGCGGCCCACACCUUGUAUUACCUUACAAAGAUAAGUCUGUCCUAGAUGAUGCAGCUAAUCUUCUUAUCCAUCAUGUAAAGCGUCAAACGGCCAUCCACAAGGAAGACAAGCAACGAAUAAAGCUUUUGUUGAAGCAUUUUAUACCUGAUCUUUUCUUCCAUCCACGCCAGGAACUGAGUGACGACGAAAGGGAUGAAGACGAUGAGAAGGAAGAUCUCAAUGUAGCAGCGUGUAGUAAUUCUCAGUCAGUAACGAUGAAUACCUCUCCGUUGGGUGGUGGUGGCCUCCAAGCAAAUAGGAAUAAGGCGCCGGUAUCUCCGAUUCCGUCUUCCACGUCUAUUAAAACCGAACCUGAUAUCAAAGUACCAAUCCAUGCGAUGUCGGAUGACCCUGAAGAAGCGUACACGCUCUUCAUGGGCAGCAACAAUUGGUACCUUUUUUUAAGGUUACAUCAUAUAUUAUGUGAAAGAUUAACAAAAAUGUACGACCGGGCUGUGGCUCUUGCUGAAGAGGAAUCACGGUACAAACAGCAGCGUAAAGAGAGCACAGCUGUCGCACUACGGUUAAAACCUAAAAAUGAAAUUGAAAUUGAAGAUUACUAUCCUGCAUUUUUGGAUAUGGUUAAGAAUGUUCUAGACGGUAAUAUGGAAAGUACCGCAUACGAGGAUACCUUACGAGAAAUGUUCGGUAUUCACGCAUAUAUCGCUUUUACGUUAGAUAAGGUUGUAACAUACGCUGUGAGACAAUUGCAGCAUUUGGUCUCAGAUCUUAUAUGCCAGCAGUGUAUGGAAUUAUUCCAGCGAGAGCAACGGCAACCGAAAGAAAGUAGUGGCGCAGGUGGUUUAUGUGCUACAGCGUACAUGAGACUCGGUGCAGAAAUGUCGUAUCAGCGUAAAGCUGAAAAGGCUAUGGCGGACGAAAAUUGUUUUAAAGUAUACAUUUAUAAGAAAGACUGUAAAAUGACAAUGGAAUUGUUGGAUACGGAAGGUGAUGAAGCGAUGGACAACAGUUGUAGGGAAAGAGAAAGGGAAGGAGUUACGGUAUCUGAAAAGUGGUCUACAUAUGUUGAGAGGUUUUCUGCUCCAGCUGGUCAGACUAGCCCGAAAGACACCCCUACCUUAACAGACAAUGAGCCAACAACCAAUCAUCCUGUGAGUAACGACCAGGCUGCAAGGGGGGGGAGGGGCAGAAAGCGCAAGAACACUGACAUUAGCAAGAAGAUGGAUGGAAAUGGUUGGAGUUCUUUAGGCAGAAUCUUGGCAGGACGUAAGCCUGUAUUUCUUUACCGUAAUAUUAGACAGUGGAGGAAAAAAGCUGCAAGAAUGAUGUCAGCAUCAGUGUCUAACACCAAUCAACCAGAUAAAGCAGCAGGAUCAACUGACAAAGAAAAAUCACUGGAUUCUGUAGAUGCGCUCCUAAAGCGACCUCCUGGUUUAAGAUUAGCAGAUUCUGGGGAUACAUCUGACAUUAUCAAUUCCGAUGAAACCCAGUGUAGAUUUAAUCCCAAUAGUUACCAAAUGCUUUAUAUUGCUAGUAAGGAAGCAUUCCUGUAUAAACAAAAUUCUUUCAGUCGUGCCAGAGAGUGUCAUCCAGCUGUUACAAAACACUUGAAUUCAAAGUUUCAUCAAUGGCUGGCGGCUUGGGUAUCCAAGAAUGUCGCAGAUGUUCAACACCGAUUAUGUCAGGAUUGGUUGAUGGGACGUUAUGAAAACUUAAUUCCUCAUAAAACACGAGUGAUCACGGACAAUGAUCAAACGAGAACGCCUUAUCGACAAUACAAUCGUUAUCGAGUGGAACGCUUGCAACCCGAUCCUCUGACGGAACCAAGUGUAUAAUCACAUGUCUCUUAUCAUUUCUUUACUAUUCUCUGACAGCAUAUUGAUAAUACUGAGAACUCGUUUCGAUAAUCUCACAUUCAUAUUUUCUGUUACAAAAAGAAAUUAAUACUUAAGAGAGGGUUACAUCGAAGGCAAAAUCGAGACUGAUUCUUGAACUAUAUUGCGCGUAUGUACAACGAGAGAACGUCUUAUUUUGCCAACGAAGUUUAUCGCGAACGAAGAAGGUGUAGAAGUGGUCGUUAAGGAAAGAAAGUAUUGAAGAUUACAAAUGAAUCUAAAUGAGUCUAUACAUUGUGUACUAAACUUAUUGCAUACAAUUUUUAACUAGAUUUGAUUUUUCAACUGUACAGGUAUGGAAAAUUUGAUGCAAAUUGAAAUAUCGCUGACUUGUUGAAGUUGUUGUUUGUCUAAGGGUUUAGCGUUGAGCAUUUCUUCAACAUAAAGUACUAAAUUAACUAUUGAAUCAAAUGUUAAGAAAGAGGAUCCGUUAUAAUGGGCGAUAUUUCUAAUUGUAUUAAAGUUAAGCUUGUGAUCAGGUAAUAUAAGAUAUUUAAACGUAUUGUUUCAUUUCUGAAAAUCGAGUACUUUUCGAUAAAACUAGAUAUAGAUUUUCCAGGUAAGGUUUUACAUAAGAGAGUAAAAUAAUGGUAAAACUUUUGAUACUUUAUGUAAUAUCUUAAAUAUUUAGGAAGACUAUGAUAAUAUAAUUGUUGUUUAUAAGCAUAUUGCAGAUUCAGCCAAUUUUAUUUUAUUAAGUAUUUUAUUUUUAUAGACUUACACAAUUGUCAUUGAAACAUUGAAUAUUGUUAGUGAUUAAAAGAAGCUAUUAAAAUUUCGAUUCGUAGUAUGUUAUAUUAUUUAAUUCACGACUGUCUAUUUAUAACUGGAACGUAACGAAAGAUUGGGUUAUAAGAAAGCUGUAUACUUUUUUUUGAAUAAUAACUUUAUAUACAUGUAUGUAAAAUAUCUUUCAUUCGAAGUUUUUAAUAAUUUGCUUCUCUUAUUUUUCUUACAAAUGUCGCGAUCGAAGUUUCCGUUCUCUUGAAUUCGGUAUACAUAAAACUGAACGUAUAAAUACAUGCUUGUACAGGUGUAUGUGCAUGUAUGUAUGGAUAUGCGAUAAUUGAAAGUGCAUAUAUAUGUACAUACAUGCAUAUGUAUGUAUAUAUAUGUAUAUAUACAUAUGAAACGAAAAAAUACUAGGCCUUAUUUUUUACCUGAUCUUUAGGCUAUUCGAUAGAAAAUGUACAAUAUUAAGGUAUGGCGGUGUUCCUGUACAGUGCAAAGCUGUUGACAACAUUAGAAUACGGCGUUUAUUGAAAGACGUUGAGAAGUAUUGACUCACCACGCACGAGAUACAUAUAUGGCUAUAGAUAUUAUUUUACGUUAUUCUUAAGUAUGUAUUUUUUUUAUCAAUUCUUUUACUUGUAUAUUGAUAUACGAGACACACACGUAUUGAGUUUCUUAAAAAUCUAUAAAUCAUCUUUUAUAUUGUCGAUAUCAAUCACGAUGUUAAAUUUUCAAUGUUCUAAACUUUCAUCAGAAAUGGAUAAAGGAUAAUACGAAAUUGAAUGAAGAAAAUCGUGCGCGGUGAAAGAAAAGAAGUACAUAAUAUCUUUGCAAGAUUUAGACUGUUUAUAAUAAUUGAAAAAGGCGAAUUGAUUUCGUUCCAAUCAUUCAAACAAAAAAUGACGUUUAAAAUAUAAUGACAGAUAAUAAUGUAUGCAUAAAUUUUGGAUUGAAUACAUUUUUAUCGUAAUUAUACAGAUUUAGUUGAAAUCUUAGCAUCUCUGUUUUUGUGGAUAAUUUUGGAAAAAUACCAUUUUACAUACAUUUACACAACCAAGUAUAUAAACACAGACGCACUGUGCUGUUCGGCGGUUAUGCGUAUAUUGCAGUUAUAUAGUAAACUGUGUAUCUUAUGAAAGAUGAACAAAGAAAAGAGAGACCCGGUCUUCCGAUGCUCGACUACUCGUGACUAUUGAUGAUGAAUGAUGAUAGUGUAUUUUAUCAAGAAAUUGCUAAUUUUAAAAAUGUAUGUCCAUGUAUCAAAAGUGAAUGUACAGGCAAUUUUAUUACUCGAGAUAAUAAUUUAAUGUUGAUAUAUUUUGCACAAAUCAUUAUUAAUAUUAAUAAAUCAUUAAUAUUA